AACUUGUUCCAACUCUCUUUCUUUGUCUGUAUACUGGAUAGAAGUAGAACCGCGUACAGCGCUGAUGCUAUGAGUCUGUAUAUCAAUGUCCACUUGACACAAGCUAGAAGACCAAGCAACUGUCAAAAGCCACCCACCUGACUCACCACCAAGCUCCUCUCAUUUGAAACUUCAAGCUCGAAACUAAGUAGCCAAACAGAGCAGCACCAUGGACGCCAAGCAAUCGAAACGCCCGAAACCGAAGCUCGAUCGCCGAAACGCCAUGAGGAACAUAGACUACGACGCCUCAACCUCCUCCUCCUCUUCUUCUCCUUCUUCUUCUUCCUUCGGCCAUGGCUCCCCCUCUAUCAGAACUCGCUCUCUGGACCACUCGCCUCUCUCUGACCACCAACCCAGCUUCCGCGUCAGAGGCAUUGAGGGCGAAUUCGACCUCAUCUGCCGCAGCCUUGGGCUUUCCGGCCCCGAAGACUUCUCCAUCCCAAUCGCAGCCUGGGAGGCCCAGCGAGCUCGCUCUUCUUCCUCCCACUUCCCGCCUCGCUCUCGCCUCCGCCAUGAAAGCCCUCAUGAAUUGCCAGACAGAGCGGAAAGCGGCGCCGUUUUGGAGAAAUCCGAAGUUAGGGUUAGGCUCGACAAUGAAAUUAGCGCUUCGAAUGCGGCGAAGUUUGGGGGAAAUGCCAGAAAGGGUGGUGGUGGUGGAGGAAUUAAAGGUCUGCGCCCGCCUCCGAUUGUAUUGAAAUCUUUUUCUCCUCAAAACCAUAUUCGUGUAGCAAAUUCGCCCAUUCGUGUUGGUGAUGUGAGGUAUUCGGAUGAAGAAGAGGACCUUGUAAAUGAAGCAAAUGGUGAGAGGGAAGUGAUAGAUGAAGCGAAUUUUGGAAAGGACAAUGAUUUGUCUGAUGAUUCUUUGUCAUCUGGCUUAUCUCCAUCCAAUAAUCAAAAUGAAAAUGAAAGUGUUGGUUUUGAUGCUACUUCUAGAGCAAAGCUGGAGCCAAUCCAUAGUAUUUUUUCGCCAAACGGGAAAUUCAGACGCAGUGUUUCGUCAUCGUGGCAAAAGGGUCACCGUUUGGGAAGUGGUUCGUAUGGAACUGUGUACGAAGGCUUUACUGAUGAUGGAUUCUUUUUUGCUGUAAAGGAGGUUUCUUUACUAGAUCAAGGAAGCCAUGGCAAGCAGAGCCUUAUCCAACUUGAGCAGGAGAUUUAUCUUUUGAGUCAGUUUGAACAUGACAACAUAGUUCAAUAUCUUGGCACAGACAAGGAUGAAACUAAGCUCUAUAUCUUCCUUGAGCUUGUAACAAAAGGCUCACUCGCAAAUCUCUAUGAAAAGUAUCUGUUGAGGGAUUCUCAAGUCUCUGUGUUCACAAAGCAGAUUUUGAGUGGGUUGACAUAUCUUCAUGAUCGUAAUGUGAUUCACAGGGAUAUCAAAUGUGCUAAUAUAUUGGUGGAUGCGAGUGGAUCUGUGAAACUUGCAGACUUUGGGUUAGCCAAGGCAACCAAAUUCAAUGAUGUGAAAUCCUGCAAAGGGACUGCUUAUUGGAUGGCCCCCGAGGUUGUUAAUCAAAAGAAUCGUGGCUAUGGGCUUGCAGCUGACAUAUGGAGCCUUGGAUGUGCUGUGUUAGAGAUGUUAACCCGUCAGCCUCCAUACUCUCACCUGGAAGGCAUGCAAGCAUUAUUUCAGAUUGGCAGGGGUGAACCUCCUCCAGUUCCUGAUUCACUAUCAACGGAUGCACGAGAUUUCAUUUUCAAAUGUUUACAAGUUAACCCUAAUAAUCGACCUACUGCAGCUCAGCUAUUGAACCAUCCCUUUGUUAAAAGGUCGCCCCAAACUUCCUCUGGCCCUGCUUCUCCUCAUGCAACAGCUUAUGUUCGUGAACACUUUCGCCAACCUUCAGUGCUAUGAUAAGGUAAUAUAGAAACUAAUCUGGCAAGUUUACUACCCUUCUUACAUGCUGACAGCCGUAUCCAUACAUGUCAAGCCAUAUUAGAACAUUAGAUUCCACAAAAGUAUUUUCGGGAGGAGGGGAUAUGCUUCCUAUAUGUUCAUGAAGAUGUGAGAAUGGUCAUUGAUUUACGAAUCAAAGGAAAGCAUCUCCCGGUCCUGUUGUGUAUCUCUGCAUUGUAGCGACUUGCUUGGCCAGGAAAAAAAACAAAAAAACAAAAACAAACAAACUCAUCUAAGGAUCCGAUGCCCACAUUAGUAUUGACUGAACUGGUUGGUCCACAUCUACUGCUGUUGAUUUUCUUCUUAUGCCAGCUUCUGUGAUAAUGAGACGGUUACUGAAUAACAUAAUUGUUGGUGUAUAGGUGUAGCUGCUGUGAUGGAAUUAGAAUAUGAAGGUUCUAUUCUUGUUAGGAAGGCUGCCUUGGAUCAUAGUCCAAGUGUACAGCAGAGAAUGUAAUAGCAUUUUGCCACCUGUCAUUAUCUUAUAGGGUAAUGAUUGAAUGGCUAGAUUUAGUGAUGUAAUAGGGAAUAUCUCCUCCCUAACGGUUUUUGUCAGUGUCAUGAUAUAUACAUGUUUUGGUGCUGGGCUGAUACAGCUAGCAUUCUUCUAAAA
Molecule: messenger RNA, 2549 nt
Organism: Prunus persica (peach)
Lineage: Eukaryota; Viridiplantae; Streptophyta; Magnoliopsida; Rosales; Rosaceae
Product: mitogen-activated protein kinase kinase kinase 1
Exons: 7
Coding region: 209-1894 (561 amino acids)
Biological process (GO): protein phosphorylation
Molecular function (GO): protein kinase activity; ATP binding
Source: RefSeq, a predicted model, not a curated record